This is a messenger RNA of Lachancea lanzarotensis, 3075 nucleotides long. RefSeq names its product LALA0S11e01728g1_1 (gene SKG3). Bases 1 to 3075 code for a protein of 1024 amino acids. The transcript has a single exon. The record is from RefSeq and is a predicted model, not a curated record. NCBI's taxonomy places the organism in Eukaryota, Fungi, Ascomycota, Saccharomycetes, Saccharomycetales, Saccharomycetaceae.
AUGAAACUGGGCCAAUUAUCGCCCACUAAGGGCUUCCUGGCACCCCCAAAACCAUUUCAGAAAGCAGAUGACGAGAAUUCCCGUUCGCGAUCGUCUAGUUUUUCGCGGAUUUUCUCAUCCAGUGACAGCUCUCCGCGCAGAAAGGGUCCACCUUUGGAAGAACUCUCGACCGCAGCAAUCCCGCCAGAACUGGUACCAAUUGUCACCCUUUUGUCUGCACAGACUCACCGGCGCUAUCAUGAGGGUGUUUUUCUUAUACUCAAAGAUCUAAACAGUGACGGGUCGCCAGCUGCUCGCACCUGGAAAGAAGUGUACGGUGUCCUAAUCGGCACUCAACUUGCUGUAUGGGAUGCACGCGUGUUAGCCGAAAACGGUGGGGAUUCUGAAGAGCUUCUGAAAGCUACGGCGAAGCCCACGUACAUAAAUUUCACGGAUGCUUCGUUCCGUCCUUUGGAUCCGAAAGACGCUGUGAUCGGAGAUGGCAAAAAGCAGCUCAAGCACACGAUAGUGGCAUCUACGACACUAAAAAACAGGUAUUUUUUGCAGUUUAGCGACGCUGACGCUUUUGCUCAGUGGCACGCCUCGCUCAGGUUGAGUGCCUUUGAAUUUACUGCACUACAAGAAGCCUACACCGGUGCAUUCUUGUCCACAAAAGGUGCGAAAUUGGGUGAUAUUAGAGUGAUCCUGGCAGACACAAAAUUCAAUUACGAAGACUGGGUCAGCGUAAGAUUUGGAGCUGGAAUGCCCUGGAAGCGUUGCUACGCAGUUAUCUCUCAACCCACAAGAAAGAGCAAAACGAAGCGGAUAUGUGGCGAAAUCAACUUUUAUGAGAACGAAAAAAAGACCAAAAAGAAUCAGGUCAUGACAACUGUCAGCGACGCUUGUGCCGUAUACGCCAUUUACCCAUCAUCUCCUGUGCUUAUUGACACCUCAACAAUGAUCAAAUUAGAGGGUCGCGUGUCCUUUGGGAAAAAGGACACCCCAAAGGAAACAGACAUUUUUAUCAUGCCAGAAAAGCACUACGCUGUGCCCGGUUACGAUACUAUCAUCAGGUUUUUGAUACCGACUAUGAAUGCUUUCCAGCUGUAUGGGAGACCCAAGCGGCUGAUUGCAGACAGACAUGAUUUGAACUCGCUACUAUUUGGACUGCCAACGCUGCCUCACGUUCAUUUCCUUCAGAAGGAAGAUGUUCUCUCUAUGGCCGGCUCGAAAUCCAAUAUGGAAUUGUCAGUUUUGGAGUGGAGAAAUAAAAUCAAGGAAGUUUUGUUGAAAAAAGUCAGUGCUGGUUACACUGGUUGUGGAUCAAGUGAGGGUUUAAAUGGUGCUUUGGCUUCUCCGGCCAUUGGUUCCAAUGAGUUAUUCGAUAGUUCGCCGAUACAGACCUCUCCAUUAAUGGCGUCUGUGUCGAGGUUCCCUUCGGACAACCAACCCACCAAAUCGAGUCUAAGAAACACCUCAGGAAUUUCAAAAGGUGUGAAUUAUUCUACAUCUCAAGAUAACGUUUCGUCCGUUUACACAGGUGAAAAUAGGUCACCUCAAAGAUCUGUCGAGGGCCUCGGAGUUCCUACAGCAAGAAUGAACACUCCAGAGAGAGUCGAAAGACUCAAGAAAGCGGCGCCGACCAUUGAAAUCGAGCAAUCAAAUUUUAGUGACUUCGAAAGGGCAGCGAAACCGCAUGCUUUAGAUGCUGCGGUCAGAAAAUCUGAGCUAUCAACAAUAUAUGACAAGUACGCUCAGGUGCCGUUCGGAACUUCCGAUCACAGUCUCCCACCAUCGAAUUUUGGCGACACUGCUGACUCGGCUGGAGCUUAUGAGAACUACACCGGCUCACCUAGAGUCAAAAAAUUGGAUAUUUCCAACUUACGAGACUCUAACAGUACGGACCAAACCGACAUGUCUAGAGCUUUGCAUGGUGAAGGUGGUAGAACCAGUAAUGCCAACAGCUUUUAUUCCGAAGGAAGAAACUCUCAUACCGAAAACUCUGUUCAAGACGAUGUGUUGGAAGAUUUCUACAGCUUGUCUCAGCAAAUUUCACAAAUGGGGUUAGAAAGCAAAAACAUCUCCCAUGCUGAUGUUAGUGCUGGUGCAAACGACAGAGGGGCAGAUGAUUUCAAUUUUGAAGCCGCCAGUAGCAACAACUCGCUUGACAACGUAUUUGAUCCAGACUACUUGGAACAAAAUCAGAUGCUGGACAACGAAAGUCAUUACACUAACAAUGAUAGCCAUCAUACAAGCAACGAAAAUCAAUUUCGCUAUGGGGCUGGUAACCCUAGCCAGCAGUCUCUGGCUGCGUCCGAGGCUAGCAAAGGAGCUUCACUCAGCCAUGGACAACAGCCCACAGGCGGGGUACAAUCUCUGGUUAUUCCAAAGCAAAGGGCCCAACAACAAAAUGUCACUCCUACUUCACAAAAAUUUUAUGCUCAAGAGGGAAAUAUAAGCCAAACAGGUAUUGGAAUUGCUCCCGGUUCCAGUGAGAAACCCGUGCACAUGAAACAUUCUCCUGGCUAUGCCAAUUUGAAUGCUGUGGGUCCCAAUAGAACCGCGGUGUCUCCACUGCAUGGUAAACACCCUGUUCCCGUUCCUGCAGGUAGUCCUGGACCUCACCGUCGUCCUGCUCCGCGUGGUGCACCCAUGGGUGUUCCGCAACAGGUGCCAAUGUCCCAGCAAAUGCCAAUAUCGCAACAAGUCCCAGUUAUGCCCCAGAUGCCUAUGUCCGUGCCUGUGCCACCUUCACAGCAUCCAGUUCAUCCCGUGGCUACUGGGAGUUUUGGCCCAAGAGCGUACGCUCCUGCCCCUGCUCAUAAUGUUGGCAUGGCCGGCCCCUACGGUCGGCAGGUCCCACUUAACGCUGGGGGCAUGCCACCUCCCGGUGGUCAGCCGGUGUAUGCCAGGGGACCGGUGUAUGGCCAACCUCCUUCGCACAUUAAGCCAGUGCGUCCUCCUGGUCAGCAAACUGCAUCCACGAGACCACCAGCUCAAAAGCCUCGGGCCCCGAUGGCAGGCGGGUUUUCCCAAUUUAUGCCGGCAACAGCAAACAACCCUAACCCCUACAGUGCCAAUCCGUACCAGCAGUAG